AUGCCAGGUGGGCCUGAGGAUGGUACCGUUAUUCCGAGUUUUGGGGGUCACGUGUCUGCCUACAUAUUGGGUGGGCAGGAGCGAAACGUGCUGCGGUGUUUGAGCAGGACACAGUUGUGUUCUGAAUUGGGUAACUGGCGCGCUCGUCUUCCGCCGGAGCACCUGGAACCGAUUGAUGGCACUGGUCUAUCUCAUUUACCCGGGAUCAUGUUCCGGCGAUUUGACUGGCCCUUAAUUUCUGCUUUUGUUGAGAGAUGGCAGCCAGACACGAACACGUUUCACAUGCCUUUUGGGGAGAUCACGAUCAUGCUACAUGAUGUGUAUCAUAUUCUAGGGCUUCGUGUCGACGGUUCCAUGGUUUCCACUACUCCUAGCACGGACGUUUUACGGGACGCGUGCUCGGUUACCUUGGAUAUGACUGAGGAAGAGCUGAAUGAGAAGUGUGGUACCAAAACCGUAUGGCAAGUACUCGGCGGUUGUUUGUUUUUGGACAAGAGUGGAAACCGUACUCAUCCUUCCUUCUUCAACGAGCUGUUUGUUGAGGAUGUUCAGAUUAGUGAGUACUCCUGGGGUUCUGCUGUGCUAGCAUACAUGUACCGACAAUUGGGUACAACAUCACGAAGAGAUGCUGAUUCUAUCGCUGGCUGCCUUACGCUUCUGCAGGCAUGGAUCUACGAGUACUUUCCGUGUUUCCAGCCUCAGCAGGGGACCUUGACCAGAGAGCUUGCUAUUCCUCAUGCGUCCGCCUGGGAUGUUGGAUCGGGGUGCCCUAACAAGAGCAUGGAGCGCCUUCUCGCUUUUCGGGCUAGGUUGGAUCAUUUGACUGACAAUGAAGUUAACUGGCUACCGUACGGAGUUGAUCCAGCAUGA
This is a messenger RNA of Chenopodium quinoa (quinoa), 870 nucleotides long. Its product is annotated as protein MAIN-LIKE 1-like. Lineage: Eukaryota; Viridiplantae; Streptophyta; Magnoliopsida; Caryophyllales; Amaranthaceae. The record is from RefSeq and is a predicted model, not a curated record. The transcript has 2 exons. Gene Ontology annotation, biological process: meristem maintenance; meristem development. Bases 1 to 870 code for a protein of 289 amino acids.